AUAUCGCCAUUUGAAAGGGAUUUUGCCAUUCGUUUCGAUUUGUGGGAUUCGGGAGUAAAAGUGAUGUUGAUGACCGCUUGGCCUAAAAAAGGAAAAAAAAAGUCGCCAAGUUAGUAGGUCAGCCGUGCUACUAGUCUCUCUCUCUCUUCUCUUGUAGUAAUAGUAGUAGUGGAUAUACAUAGCACUAACCUACACCUUACCUUACUAUACCUGUGUGUGUGCAACCACAUCGAGAAGGGAGAGUUUAUUUAUGAAGAAAAGAAAAAAAGAGACCCGGGCGAAAGUUUUUCGGUCCUACAUUUUGUUUUUAAAGGGAAGGGAGGAGGAGCCGUAAGAAAGAAGAAGAGAGAAAAGCAGGACGGGCGAAAGUUUUUUUCUCUACCCCGCUAGCUCCCGCGUUCGGACCUUCACAUAUUCAAAAAGCGGUCCCGCGCGCAUGCACACGGACAACAUAGGACGGUUUUAGUGUAUACACUACUAGGUCGCACCUCCCCCCUACUCUCUACCAGUCAGCCCUCCCUUGUGUGUUUCUAUUUUUCAGUGCAAGUUGAGAGCAAAGUGAAAAUGAACGAAAGUCAGUCUUGAUCCGUGCUGCACCACUGUUGUAAUCCAGCCACCGAUCGAUCCGGCUCUUAUACGAAUCUCCCGGCUUCACUUGUGUUUGUCUCUUGUCGUCGUCCGCCAAGAUCGCAGUUUAUUCUUUCCGUUUUUGGAUCGCAUCUUUUAUUUUUGGUGUUACAUCGACGCUUUUGAAAGACUCGAUUUCUGGUCUGUUUCUGUUUUGUUUUUUAACCGAAUCAAAGAAAAAAAAGUGAAUGAGAAACUGUUUUCAGCAAACAUUGGGGUUAGAAGAAACAAUUGAACGAAAUUGGACGAAAACAAUCCCGCGUGAGGGAAUGACGGUUCAGGAUUAUUUUACCACUGACGAAUUGAUUUACUCUGAACGGAUGUGUGUUGCCGAUCGUAACGAGGGCCCCACCAUGGCAUCAUCCAACAUCAACGACAGCGACACUGAACUAUUAGGUCGCGUCCUUGCAGAAUUUGAUGGAACUACUGUACUAUGUCGCGUCUGCGGAGAUAAAGCUUCCGGUUUUCAUUAUGGCGUCCACUCCUGCGAAGGUUGCAAGGGUUUCUUCCGGAGAAGUAUUCAACAAAAGAUUCAGUAUCGACCGUGCACCAAGAAUCAACAGUGCUCCAUUCUUCGCAUCAACCGUAACCGAUGCCAAUAUUGCCGGCUUAAAAAGUGCAUCGCCGUCGGAAUGAGUCGUGAUGCUGUGCGAUUUGGACGUGUACCCAAGCGAGAAAAAGCCAAAAUCUUGGCUGCCAUGCAGUCGGUCAAUGCGAGACUAGCGGAACGUUCACUUCCGGCCGAAUUUGCUGACGAAGUUCAGCUCAUGCAGUCGGUCGUCCGUGCCCACAUGGAGACAUGCGAUUUUACCCGCGAAAAAGUCCAAGUUUUGAUGGCUGAUGCUCACCGUCAACCCAAUUACACGGCCUGCCCUCCGACUUUGGCUUGCCCAUUGAAUCCGACGCCAGCGCCAUCUAACGGUCAACAGCAAUUACUGCAAGAUUUCUCCGAACGCUUCCUCCCCGCUAUCCGCGACGUUGUGGAAUUCGCUAAACGUUUGCCCGGUUUCACCUUGCUGGCCGAAGACGAUAAAGUCACGCUAUUAAAACCUGGCGUUUUUGAAGUCCUUCUUGUUCGAUUGGCUGCCAUGUUUGACUCUCAGAGCAACACCAUGCUGUGCUUGAAUGGUCAACUACUAAGGAGGGACGCCCUUCAUAAUUCGUCCAAUGCCCGGUUUCUAAUGGAUUCCAUGUUCGAGUUUGCCGAGCGACUCAACAGCCUGGCACUCAACGAUGCUGAAUUGGGCCUUUUUUGCGCCGUUGUGGUCAUCGCCGCCGAUCGACCUGGAUUGCGAAAUGUCGAAUUGGUAGAGCGGAUGCAAUCGAAAUUGCGUUCCGUCUUGGAGAAUGUGUUGAAUCAAGCCCACCCCGACAAGGCUGGACUCUUCCUGGAACUGUUGCGCAAAAUUCCUGACUUGCGCACGCUCAAUACGCUUCAUUCUGAAAAGUUGUUGGCCUUCAAGAUGACUGAACAGCAACAACAGCAACAACAACAACAUUACAAUCACCAUCCGCAUCAGCAAACGCCUCCCCCGACUGCUAGUCCUUGGCACAACGAUCGAGAUAGUUACGAUGAAGAAGGGGGAGCCAAGAGCCCGAUGGGUUCCGUAUCGAGCAGCGGCGCUGAAUCCAUUUCUUCCGGUGUCGAAGGCACGUCAUCCAUGAGCGAUUUGCCUCUAUUGGCCGCUGUGGCGGGGAGCGCCGUUCCGCUCAUGUCUGGAUCAUCUCAUCGGCGGCGGAUGCGAGGUCCGUCGGAGAAUGGCUCGUCUUCCAUGUCGAGUGACGGCGAGGAGAUGGAAUCAUCCGGUCGCUCCAUGUUGAGGAUGGUCGAAUCACCACCGCGCACCCACAGUGCAGGAGCCGGAAGCAGUGCCGGAAGUGUCAAUGGCAGCUGCCCGUACUCGAAAAUGCGCAAAUUGGAUUCUCCUGACGAUUCCGGAAUUGAAUCUGGCGUCGAUCGUUACGAGAAAAUGUCGACAGCUUCCCGGUCGACCAACACGUCGCUGUGCUCGUCUCCGCGCUCUUCGCUGGAAGACAAAGUCAAGGAAGUUGAUGAGAUGCAACUCCAUCAUCACCACCACCAUCACCAUCAUGCCACCACCUCAGCACCAUCUGUUGGCCAAGGAGGCCAAUCUAGCGUUGAUGAUAUGCCCGUUUUGAAGCGAGUGCUUCAAGCUCCGCCUCUUUUCGACACCAAUUCGCUGAUGGAUGAGGCGUACAAACCGCACAAGAAAUUCCGCGCUUUAACGCGAAGCAGUGCCGGAAGUAAAGGCGACGAAUCACCGAUGAGACAUCCGUCUGUCAGCUCACCUCCGCGUAGCUCUCCGUCAUCUUCAUCAUCAUCGACGUCGACAGUCAGCGUCUUGUCAGCCGCUCUCAGUUCUCCUCCGGGCACGUACUCUGCCCUGUGCAGUGCCUUGACCUCUCCCCCGACGACGUCUUCGUUGGCGAUGUCGCUAUCCUCGGGGGUCGUCAGUUCAUUGACGUCGACCCAUUCAACGCUGGCCCGCUCUCUGAUGGAAGGCCCUAAAAUGGUUAGCACUGAACAGCAGCGCCGCGCCGAUCUCAUCGUCGCCAACAUAAUGAAGGGCAAUGUUUCGGCAUCGUCACCCACUCCUUCCUCAUCAUCGUCCGGCCAAAAUUAUUCAAUGUCUCCGUCACCUCAUUCCAGCAACAACGGACAACAGCAGAGGACCGUUCUGACGUCUGGUCCACUCUAUGUCGGCUCACCCGCGCCAUCUGGCAGUAGCAGCUGGAACUAUAACCACCAAAGGGCAUCGCCCGUUUCGCCUCGGCUCCAUUCCAGCCCGAGUCCGAGUCGAGUUGCGCAACAGCCAGAAUCAGCUUCAUUAGCUGGGGCUGAUUCGCAACCACUAAAUUUGUCGCUCAAGUCGCCCUCGUCGUCGCCGGCCAGGCCUACUACGCCAGUCACGCACAGCACUCACUAUUUUCCCCUUCACGCCUGAAAACAAAAAACAAAAAAAUAUUGAUUUCCCUCUUUCACCGUACCUGUGGAUUGUGUGCGUGUGUGUUGGAUAUGAAAGGGCGAGGAGGAGGUAGGGGCCGACUGGAUAAAGGGGAAAAAAGAAACAAAAUCCCGCAAUUUGGUUCGUCAACUGUACUUUUGAAUCGAUCCCUUUCAAAUGCUACAACAACAACCAACCAACAACAACAACGCCGUUUUUGUACAUUUGCAGAACUAAAACUGUGAACUAGUUCUUCUACCAGCUUCGGUCGAGUUUAUAUAUAUAUACAAGUCUCUUAUAUUCCCCACCCCCGUUCUACCACGACCGAAUCGUUAUGCAUAUAUUUGUAGACAUUUGAGUGUAAAGUUUAAUAACUUGAUCCUUUUUUCAUUUUUUUUUUCUGAAAGCAAAAAACAAAACAACAAAAAGAAUCAAGAAAACUCGAAUCGCGGAAUCCCUUGCUGUUAAACAGUCCCAUUCGAAAUUGGCGCGAUAUUUCAAAAUUUCUUUCGGGGAAAAUUGUGUGCGUUUUGUUGUCAUAGUAGCCGGUGGCGUCCAAGACGCGUUUCUCUUUUCUUUUCUUUUCUUUUUCUUUUUUCAAGUGAUUUAAUCCCGGCAAAAUAAGUGGGAAUUUAAUCGCCCGCUAUUUUCGGUGAAGUUUUGUAUUUCCUUCUUCGCAAAAGAAAAAAAGCCCCUUUACCAAGAAAUUGUCCGUGUAUCGUAUGUCGUCACACACCUGCUCGACCUAGCCCUUUCAAAAAAAAUUUUUUAUUUUUUUUUUAUGAAUCCUGGACAACUCUCGAGUCGAAAGGUUGUGACGAUCGAUCUCGACAUGAUUUUUUUGUUGUUUAUUGUGAAAUCCUUGAAUUUCUCUUAAAUAUCCAAAAACGAAAAACAAACAAACAUAAAAAAAAAAAAAAUAAUAAUAAUAAUAAAUAGCAUAUUUCGUGUGCUUGUGAUUGAUGUACGACGGACAACCCAUUUCCUGUGAACGACAGAGAGAAAGAACGUGAGAAUCCGGCGGAAGGGUAUCCUUAACAUUGGGCGGGAGCCCUUCCAUGUUUCUGUACGAGUCGCCUGUCUUGUAUGAUUGUUUUAUCCCAGUGGAAGACACACCCUUCUUUUCUCUUUGAUUUUCGGUUUUUACCCUAUCUUUAUAUAUAUUAUAUAUAUAUUAUUAAAAAAAUAUAAAUUGUGUGUCACAGCGUGUUUGUAACCUUUUUCCAUUUCUUUUUUGUUUGCGGGGGGUAACAUAUUUUCGGAUGGUUGAGGGAGGAAAAAACAAACAAACCGAGUGAUGGGUGAGGAAAAAAAAGAAUGUUUGAAUUUCCCUUUUUACUUGGAAAUUUUCCCGGGGUUACUAAUGCACCCUAAACUUCUGUAAUUUUUUUUUUUCUUCCGUUUCUUUGAUUUUGUAUGUUGUUCUUUAAUGGGAAUUAUGGAAACAAAGUGAUGAAUUUCUCUCUGUCGUUUAUAUAAAUAUUUUUUUUUGUUUCAAUUGUUUUGUGAUUUUAUUUGCAACAUUUUUCGUAAUUUUGAUUUAUUUGAUAGGGAAAAAAAAAUGUCUCCUCCUUCCCCAAUUCAUAGUGUAAUGGAAUGAGCGUUCUUAUGUGAGAUUUUUUUUCUUUUUCAAAUUGUAUGUGCCGUGUGUUCUACUGACCGGUUAAUGUAGCGCAUUUUGCGUGCGCAAUCUAGACAUUACAAUUAUGCAAGAAUGUCAA
Molecule: messenger RNA, 5314 nt
Organism: Daphnia magna
Lineage: Eukaryota; Metazoa; Arthropoda; Branchiopoda; Diplostraca; Daphniidae
Product: nuclear hormone receptor E75-like
Exons: 7
Coding region: 816-3593 (925 amino acids)
Biological process (GO): cell differentiation; negative regulation of transcription by RNA polymerase II; hormone-mediated signaling pathway
Molecular function (GO): zinc ion binding; RNA polymerase II cis-regulatory region sequence-specific DNA binding; nuclear receptor activity
Source: RefSeq, a predicted model, not a curated record